GAUCUAAUAAACCCUUUUACUUUUAUAGAGUUUUUGUUAAGUAAUAUGGUAACUGUGCCCCUAUGAGUUCAUAAUGCUGCGUAAUAUGACAUAUCUGCCUUCACCGUCAUCAUCACCAGGUUCUUUAACAUUUCACGGCAAUCUUGGCCACCCUAGCCCACCCCUCAAUAUACAGGACAGAAUACGCGUUGUUACUUCACCAUCGCUAAGCGACUCAGAAGUGAGCUUGAACGACUUGUCUCGCGCGUGGAAAUCGUCGGGCAGAAAAAACAGGGAACAAAUUUCACCAAGGCCGCUAGUAUCAAGACAAGAGUCUGAGAAAAGCGUUAAACGCGUCACCUUUGACAGCAGCAGUGUUCAUCAGUCGUCAACACGACGACGGCGACGUUCAGCUAUCAAAGUAACCACAGGCUUCAACGUUUCAGAAGUCCCAAGUACUGUAACUACUCCUACAGAGUGUUCGCGGUGUGGUGACGCCGACUGUGCGACUUCGCCUACAGUCAAACCAGCCAAACUUUCACAAGAGCACUGCGUAGCGCAGGACCGCUUCCCAAACACCGCCUCGCCUGUUCGCAAAGCCUUAGAUAGGAUAACUGAAACCCCUAACCCUGGGAAAUCCCCCCAGGACCCCUGCCCGUCGUGCAAUCUCUUAACCGCUUCACCUCAAUUCAAAAUGCCAGGUUUAUUGAAAGGAAAUACUGAAGACGAGGACAAAAACGUUGUUGUUCCCACACCGGUUCGUGUCGACGUAAGUCGGUUCAUUCCAAGAGACGAGAUACACCCGAUAGAUACAGACGACGAACAGGCCCAUUCUCUUUACUCUGAAAGCUUUAUCCAAAAUUGUCGCCUUGAGCAUAUGGUAAUGGUCAUGGGCCUACACCCGCAAUACCUACAGCAGUUUCUCGACACCAAUGUUCAUCUUUUGCAAUCAUCCGGCGCUCUUUCAUACGAAUACAGAAGUUACAUUGCCAUAAUGGCGGCAGCGCGUCACCAAUGUACGUACCUCGUCCAUCUGAUGGAAGCCCAGUUUUUGCUGCAAGGUGGCAACAGAGAGUGGCUAAAGGGUCUCGACCAUAUACCAGCGAAACUAAGAGCUCUGUCCAAGUUAAACAGACUGCUUGCCCAUCGUCCAUGGCUAGUUACUGCCCAAGACUUCAAGGACUUGACUGAAGGUGAUGCCGCAUCUCGCUGGCAACACUCCCAACUUGCUCAAGCAGUUGUACUACUCUGCCACUUUCAUGGUUUGGCCAUUUUCUGCCACGGAACUGGCGUGAACCUCGAACUUGAUCACUCGAAGGCGCACUCCUUCCACACAAGGUCAGGGUCACCCACCACGCCCCGAAGCAAACCCACGUCGGGCUCCAACACCCCUGUGGAUUUUCGCCAGGGAAGAAAAUCUCCGCCACCCCAGAUUGAGCAAAUUGGGGAUGUUGAAGUCCUGAUGGAGAGGAUGCGAAAGUUGCAAGAAGAGGAAGAAGAUGUGACGACUGAAGAACGAAACCGGAGGUUUGAGAUUGAAAAGGAAGAGGCAUCGUACAGUCUUAUCCCAGGUGCAUCAGGUCCAGUAGGUGGCGCUGCAUACUUUGCUCGUUACGUUGAAGAUCCUCAGUUUAGUUACCAAGACUUUGCUAAACGUGACGCACAUGCUGAAAUCCCAACUUUUCGGGCUCAGGAUUACAACUGGGACCAUGCGUUUACUGUAAUGACUGGCUACUAUGGUGAGGUAGCUGAACUCCUUGAUGAGAAAUACAAGACUGCUUAUAACCUCACAUAUAAAACGUUAGCAACACGAGAUAACGUUGAUACCACUUCCUUAAGAAGAGCAAUUUGGAUGUAUGUCCACUGUAUGUAUGGAAUCAUGUAUGAUGAUUACAACUACAGUGAGGUGAACCAGUUACUUGAGCGACCGCUAAAAGUUUUCAUUAAAACCGUUUCUUGUUUUCCUGAAAAAACAACGCAAGCAGUUUAUGAUGGUUUUUGGAAGCAGUUCCGCCACUCCGAGAAAGUCCACGUCAACAUUAUGCUCCUGGAGGCGCGGAUGCAAGUCGGACUUCUUUACGGUCUCCGAGCAUUGACCCAGUGCAUGAGGGAGAGUUAGUUUGUUCUGUCAUUAUGAUGUCAUCGCUUUUUUCAACGCUGAUGAUGUCAUCGGUCCCGUCACUAGUGAGGUCGUAGGUGAUGAUGAUGUCAUAGCUAUGACAUCAUCGCUAGUGAUGUCAUCGCCUGCUUUGGUUCAGAUUUAGCUCUUUGCGAUUGCAUUCUUAAUCGUGGUGUCCCCUUUUCUUGUGACAUCAUCGCUUCCAUAGAAGGGGAUUUCCCUCCGCCACUACAAACUAUUGGUGCAGUUUCUUUUUUCUCGAAAAUUUUACUGAAGUUUCUGUUUUACAUUUUUAUCGUCGUUUUACUGGCGUCACGUAGCAAUCUGCGUCGUGGGUAGCAUGUUUAACUCAAAAUCCUUGCAAGGUUUGGUGCAAUAUCUUGAAAAAUGUGGAUGAAUUAAGUUCGACUGUCUGCAGCUUAGCUCACUAUCUAUUCAUGCUAGGCAAUUGUGAUGUUUCAAUACUCUUUGUGACAUCACACUUACGCGUGUAGCCAAAGUUUAAACUUUGUCGCAGAUUUGAUAUUUUGAGUUUAUCAAUGCGAUGCGAAUUUCGUUUAUGACAUCAUAACAGCGAUUCUGACGUCAUUCGUAACUUAAACUUGACGUCAUAUCUGCCUAUUGCUUCGUUCUUCCACUUGAAAGCUUUGCGGUUCGUUUGUGCCCUCUGGUGCCCCCUAGCGCCAGCAAUUACUGUGUUCGUUAUGUCUUCAAGGUAAAUUGUGUAUUGGUACCGCCACAGCCUAAUCAGCCACUCGUGGGGUUCCAAGAACAGCACCUUUCCCUUUUUAUUGUCUCCUUGUAUUUCCAGUAUUAUUUUUGUACGCUAUAUAUAGCGAAAAUAAAUCGUUUGUCAAACAA
Molecule: messenger RNA, 2959 nt
Organism: Ciona intestinalis (vase tunicate)
Lineage: Eukaryota; Metazoa; Chordata; Ascidiacea; Phlebobranchia; Cionidae
Source: RefSeq, a predicted model, not a curated record